This is a messenger RNA of Xyrichtys novacula (pearly razorfish), 7740 nucleotides long. The record is from the annotation of a GenBank genome assembly. NCBI's taxonomy places the organism in Eukaryota, Metazoa, Chordata, Actinopteri, Labriformes, Labridae.
CUAUCUGUCAUGCAAGUCAAAAGGAUAGUGUGGAGUCCUGUGUAAAGAAAUAGCUGACAGCGUACUUGUAAUAUCCAGUAUUCCUUUUGUUUCCGGCGCUGCUGAAGCUUUUUGGAGCGUUAUUCUUAUGAAUUACACACAGAGCAGGAGCCGUCUCUUUGCAUUUAGUUAUAUUGUCUCUGUUGAGAGGACGAUGCCUUUGAGGACCGGACUUUUUCUCCUGAUGGUGCUAAACGCAUCUGCAUAUGAACUGGAUCAGAACGAGUCUUAUUCGCCCAGAAGAGCACGCUUCUCUGCCAAUAGCCCUUGUAAGUAACAAGCUGUUUUCAUUUGCAUAUUUUACAGAGUGCACUGCUUGCUUUUUGCAGACCUUUUUCCACAAUGUAGAGAAUUACCUUUGCUCGCUUAAUGUGCAGAUAUUCUUUUUCCUCGUAUAUGUUUAUUUUCUUGGCCUAUGCAGCCUUUUGUGUGUAAACGAGCGCGUUAAUUCACAGAGAAGGCUGCAGGAUUAACGCUGUGGUUCUGCCGGUGUCCUGCCGGCAACAGAUGAGCAUGGAGCUUGGUGCUGACACCUGAGAGCGCAGGCUGUGUCAUGCUGAUAGUCUCUUUCUCAUGGCUUUGGCUGCUGCAUUAGGUCCCUCUGUUCAGAAUUAUUGUGGACUUGGAGCGGGGGUUUUAGUGCAUAAAACAUAAAGCUUCUGGUAGCCUUCCUGUGUUGCCUUCAAGUCAGAAAAAAAGUAGGAUACAUCAGUAUUUCCUCCUAUUUUGCCUUGAAAAGAUACAGUUUGUCACCUGGUUUACUUAAUGCAACCUUUUUUAGUUUCUUAUGCAUAAAAAAGAGGGAAUGCCACUGUCGUAAUCCUUUAUUAUCACCUGUGAAUGAACCAGCAAAGCACCUAACUGCAUGUCUUUCUUGAAAUGUUUUGAACACAAAGGUACAGUGCAGCAACAGAAGGCAGGGGGUAACAGGGAUGCUGAUUCCCUUCUGCAGGAAUUGCUUCAUCAUCAUAAGAUUUGCAGCUCACUCUCUGUAUUUUGAGAACAAUCUCUGGUCCCUGAUGGCAGGCAGACUUUAUCCGACUGUGCAGGUCAACAUGGGGCCCCAGAUUCAGGAGUCUGCCAAGUAGGCUUAGGCUCUGCAGUGACAUUUCUUAAUGGUUAUUACAAAGGAUUUGAAGUCAGGCUGCCUGCCAUCUCAGUGGAUUCUUGGAUGAAAAAUAAGAAAGAGACAUUCAGCUGGAUGAACUGAUUUACAGAUUAUGUUUUAUAGCUCUGUCUUGGUGUAACCUUUGUAGAGGAUCUUUGAGCUCCUUCUGGUCAUGAUGAGUUUUGGAAAAAUAAGCAUGAGGAAUAAGUUGUGCUUGUAAAUGCAGAGGAGGCUUACAUGUGGGUUUUUCAGCCUGGUAAAAAUUCUUGUCAUGUGACACUUUCUUUCUUCUUUGAAUGUCUAUUUCAUUAUCCUGAUCUCUGGAUAUUCAACUUCACUCUGACAUGUGCUGAGUUAUUAGUUAGGAAUAUUAAAGUGGUUUGGAUGUUCUCAAUUUAGCUUCUCUGCUUCAGCUUGAAAAAAAAUUAAAGACAGACUCCAGAUGCAAUGUGCGUUUCUAUGUGUGUGUGUUUGUGUGCCAGCAGUACAAGUGUAUUUUUGUGUGUAUCGACAGGCAUGCCAACAAUUUUCAGGAAACUCUUUGGUAUUUCUGGUGCUGUUCAUCCAAGCUCUGCUGAAAAGAACCAAACAGUGGACUACAGGUCCCUGCCAAGAGAAAAGAGCUCUUGUGCCAAAUAGUGUCUGAGACUCUCCCAGUUGUCAGGUGUCCAAUCUCCAGUCAAGUUUGCCCCGAGUGACUGUAUGUCUUUUGUGAAUCACCAAUGUAUGAAAAUUCUCUUUUGUUUGCCACAUUUUUGAGCCUAAACCCUGGCAACCUCUUGUGUAAUGAGCUCAGUGAGUGUGCAGUGAUUCCCACUGAAGCCACUGUUGGCUCCCCCGCUGAUGGUCCAUUCUCUGUGCCCACAGCAGAUGUGGCACGCUGUCUCAACAGUGCCCUCCAAGUUGGCUGCGGAGCCUUCGCCUGCCUGGAGAACUCAACUUGUGACACAGAUGGCAUGCAUGACAUCUGCAAGUCCUUCCUAUACAGUGCUGCUAAAUUUGACACUCAGGUACACACUUCAACAAAGACUGUACUCUCUCUGUUUCAACAUGCACAUUUCAUGGGUGUAACUGUCAGGGCAUGGAUGUGUGAAGAAUUCUGACCUGUUUGUUUUUUUUUUAUUUUAUAACAGGGUAAAGCAUUUGUGAAGGAGAGCCUUAAGUGUAUUGCCAAUGGCAUCACCUCGAAGGCAUUCCCCACUAUACGCCGCUGCUCCACCUUCCAAAGAAUGAUAUCCGAAGUCCAAGAGGAGUGUUACAGCAAGCUGGAUAUCUGCACUGUGGCCCGGUCCAAUCCAGAUGCUAUUGGUGAAGUGGCACAGCUUCCAAGCCACUUCCCGAAUAGGUGAGUACCUCCUUUUUCCUUCAUGUACUCUGCAAAGACUGGCUGGUCAGGGUAAUAGGCUAUAGUACAUAUUGUACAAUUAACCUUCAAGGCAGUUUUAAUCAUAAAAAUUAAGUUUUUAUUACAUGGAUUCAUCACAAAUGCAGAAAACCUUUGGCAAAAUAUUCAAACGAUGCUAAAAAGUAUACAAAAAGCAUGACUUCCAUUAAAAAAAAUCCUUUGACUUCAACUUAUGCAACAUAGCAGAUGGCUAAAUUUGUAUCGAUUUCCAUGUUUUGGUUACCAUCUGCUUCAUACAUUCUUCUCUACAGUUAGGGAAAAUGAAACAGGAAUAUCAAGUUUGCAUGUUUUUGUUCCUAUUGUUCUUGUAAUACUCGUAGGUUUGCAGUUUGGGAGUAGGUACAAAAGGGGGGCUAGAGGGUGGAGCACAUGGCUUAGUAGUGACUGGAGAAGGGACGGUUACUCCCAUAUGGAUGACAUCAGAGUACAGAGCAGCGUGCAAAAACAGAAAUACCUACGAGGUGUUAGAGGACUCUACAUGAAUAUAUGGUAGUAAAUGCCUGUUCUGAAAAAAAAAGCAGUCUGUAACACAAAGUUUUGUUCUCUUAGGUUUUACGGUAAGCUGCUGCAGAGCCUGAUGGACUGCGAUGAGGACACAGUGGAUCGCGUUCGGGUCAGCAUGGUGUCGCGGCUGGGCCCAGAGAUGACCAUGCUUAUUCAGCUGCUGCAGAACAAGCCCUGCCCAUCCACUGCUGUGGCUGCAGCUGCCGCCAUCCCAACUGGAGUGGAGGGCCGUGGGAGCUGGCGCUGGUCCAUAGGUCCCCAUAUGUACAAGAUCCAGCCUAAUCUGCGAAACAGAGACUCCGCCAGUCAUUUUGGCAAAAAACGUUCAGCCAGUGACAGCUCCUAACUCCCACUCAGAUCCAGAAACUCCACACACUCCUCAAAACAUCGUGAAAGCUCCAUUAUUCCCUAGGGGUGACAGAAUACAUUCCUCUGCUAGACUGGAAGUUACAGAAACAUGCACCUCUAGGGAAUGCAGGAACGCCCAUAGAGUCGAUAUCAGAAGUUGAUUGUUGUUAUAUUGUAUAUCCCACACUUAGGCCCUUCCAUCGACUGUUUUCAAACGUGUCUGCUCACAGUUAGUGUCGAACAUGUGGCUGUUGCGACGUUGCGACGGGGUCCUGUUCGCUCCUCUUCACCUCCUCCAACAGAGCUGAAUCCUUAACGAGUCUUUUGAUGCCAAGAAAACAAAAAAAAAAGAAAAAAAAAAACAGCCAUAGUGGUUCAUGCCUGUAGAGCACAAGUAUGUACGUUAAAAGACAAAAACUCAUGAUUUUGACAUUUCUUCAUGGCUAGAAAUCAGUAGUUGGAAUAUUCUUAGUUUAUUGAUAGGGAUGAGAAUUAACUGGUAGAUGUUUCUAAUAUUUCCGCUAUGAGACCUGUGAAAUUGUGAGCAUGAGAUGUGGAAAUAAUUUUCUAUUUUCUAACACUAACAUCACAGUUUAAUGUACUGUAAACUAAGUUAUCUGAGACAGCCAUAGCUAGCCCUCUAGAAGAGAGACAGCUCAUAUGGAGGGAGGUCUGUAGAGGUUUCAUGAUAACCUUUGAGAGGUUACCUUAAAACUAACCAAAAAACUACAAACUGCCCUGAAUGCUAUUCAUGAAAAACCAAAAUAGUGUAUAGCUAUAGCACUUGUAAUUGUUUUAUAUUUUUUUCUGAUGGCAGAUGUAGCCAUGGUCGUGUGUGUCGAAGCAUAGUCCUGUACCUAGGAUCGUCCAGGUCAUGGCUGAGUCUAAACAUCAGAAAAAGUCCAUUUUACAUAUCUUGUAUCCAGCUACUUGUAAAGCAUAUGACUGUUGAGCUCUGAAGUGUAUGUAGGACCAUGUUUAGUGGAAUCUGUAUCUGUGUUUCGACCUGAGCGUGAAGCAGUAGUGUAUGAGGAGUAGCUGAUCAGCACGUUCACCAAUGAGACUGAGAGCAGUCGUCUUCUUGGACUGAUGAUCACUGCUCUCUGAGGUGGAUAACGUGACAUACACACUGGCUUCCAGUGUCGAGAUUGAGAAUGACUAUUUAAAAAGAAAAAAGCCUUGUUGGAAUGAUAUUUAUUUUCCUACUAUAUUAUUUAAUGUUUUUUUUUAUUAUUUUAAUGCAUUAUUGUAGUUUUAAUUAGUUUACAGGUUUAAAAACAAGUUCAGACAUGGCUCCUAUUUGAACAUGAGCUGUAUGCCAAAAAAAAAAAAAGUGAGCUGACACUCUGGUGACUGAAUGGGACCCAUGUCAUGACUCUGUGCUGGCCAUAGGGGAACAAGGUUGGUCAUUCAGGUCAGGUGAUCUACUUCCUGGGUGUUACAAGGGACCACAACAAAACAAUAGCUUCAUUUUGACACAAUUUCUGGAUGACGGAGGUCGUCAGUGCAGCUGCUAGCUUAUCUGGUGCACACAUUGUGGAAGAUUUAGCAGGUAUAAUCACAGAUGAACAAACACCAGCAUCGAGAACUACUCUUCUUUUUUAUUCAUUUGCUGUUUUGUUUUUUAUUUUUAAUGUGUCAGCUCUGAUUGACAAGAUUACCCCAAGACAUCUCUUUGUAUAGUGUCUAUAUUGGCGUUGACCCCUUUAAAACGUGCUUUUACCUAUGUCAUUAUGAAAUUAAACAUAAAUAGCAUAACGUUAACAUCCAUAUUUGUAUUUUUCUCCAAAUGAAUCUGCCUAAUCAUGACAGUCUGAGUUUGGAUUCAUAGGAUAAGUUGUAAUGGCUUCAUAUUCAACUGUUGAUCAAUCUCAUAGAUUUCUGAAAGCACUUCAUGUCAACCUUUUCGACCUUAGCCCCACCCAUGUACUGCUCUAUCAGGAUGCAGCCAGGAGGAUACGAACUAACAAGGGAAAAUGUAGAGAAUAUUUCUCCACAUACAGUAUAUUUACAAUAUAAAAGCCAGUAUCUCAGGUCCAGAUUUUUGCACUGUUAUAUAGCUACAGAUAAGCAGCACAAGCUAGACUGAAAGAAGUCGAAUGUGUGCAGACAGCUGUGAUUGACUAGACUCCUAAUGUAACAUCAGGGAUUUCAGUUAGUUUGUGUUUCAAUAAUACAUAGACGGUUCAUUGACAGUGACACUCAGGAGUUCUCAAUAGAUACAUGUUCAUGUUGUUCUGCAUAUCAAACAACUCUUUUGGUCAUUUUCCCCCCCAGAGUGCCCAACCAACACGAGUGUUUCAUUGGAGUUGGCAAUGUUGUACAGUAUUUUGCCACUUAUUGAAACAUUAUCUCAGCUGAUAUCACAAGUCGCUAUAAAGCUGAAUGGAAGAGCAAUCUGAAAAAGCUCCACACUGCUGGAACAAUAGCUCUCCCCUCUGUCUGCCAAUGCAAAAUGGCUGCUUAGCAUGCUGCUGACACACAGCCUGGAUCAGUGUAUGAUCAGGCACACUGUCAAAAUGUAUGAUGAAGCUCUUUAAGUUUCUGACAGAACUGUUCAUCAAAAUGGGAUUUGAAGACCAAGACAAUCAUUUAUGAUCAGUAGAUCUGUGGAGAGCAGCAGUCACUGAGACGGGUCUUCAUGCUGGUGUUUGAUUUCUACAGUUUGUACCUGUUAGGUAGAUACUGGUGCUCAAUGAGAUAAUCAGUGGGCUGAGUGAGUUUCUGUUGGGAGUAAUGUGUAAAUAUUCUUACACAUACAGAAAUGAACAUUAAGACAAGGCUGGGUUCAGUAAACUGGUUAACAACCAGAAGUUAGGAGAAAUCCCAAAAGGUCAAGCUUGCCAAAUCUUGCCGAAAUGAUUAUUAUUGCAGUUUUUACUCCAAUUUUUUGGAAGGAGUUGAACCCAGUCCUGUUUGAUGAGUCAUGAAAUGUCCUGUACUGAUGAGAGAAGCAGAGACUGGAGAAAGAGAUGUCAGUGUCAAUUGAAAAGCUAUGUUAAGAAUUCCAAACUAUGCAAUAAUCUCUCAUACAAAAGAUUCACAGCAACACAGAAAUUGACCUUUCUUUCAGUCAGUGCCAGCGAAUGCUGUGUUAAUAAAGCAGCAGCAUGUUUGCUUUCAUGCUGCAUGUACAGUGUGAAGGCAAUGCUCAUCUCUUCUAUUUUUUUUUUUUUUUUGUAAACUGGUGUUUGUUUUUGUUCUGUGAAGAUGAUCAUUUCUUUAGUGUCAUUUGGUGCGAAAGGGCAGCAGUUCUGAAGGAAUCACUCGGGAGGUUAAGAGCUAUAGUCACACUGUAAAAUAUCCUAGCUUACUAUUUUAUGUUCAAUAUGCACUUUGCAUCUUAACCACUAUAAAGGGCAUUGAAACAUUCAACACAUGUGCAAUCAAGACAUGUUUAAUUUACCCGGUGAAUAGAAAUCAGCCUGAAAAACUUUGCAUCCUGAAGGGUCAGGGCUUCUUCAUGUACUAUUGAUACAUAAUGUCUGUAUCUUUGUCGUCCAUGGGUAAAUCCAAAACCCAACAGCUGCUGCUAAACUGUUACUUCCCUGUGUGAUGCUGGUCCAGAUGCCUCCUUACUGUGGCCGCUCUGAUCAGUCAGCAUACAGAGAGCUCAGCAUCAGUCCACAUUUUACAUUUUAAUGUCUUUCCAUGUCGUCAUAUUUAUUUUCUAUGAACAUUCCUUGUGUCAAAUAUAUUUGGCAAGGGCAAAUUGACUGUUUCCUCACUAAGUCAAAUGUAAUGGUAAUUUCAGAGAAUGUACCUGUAUACUGAAUGUCUGUUUCAAUGUGGAAUUGCCCGAGUAAGGCGACCCAUGAAGGCUGUUAGGAGAAAAAAAAAUGAAUGGCCUGAUUUCUGUUUAGUUUAGGGUGCUUAAGGUGGUACUGGAGCAUUAUUAAAUGGACCCUUGGUGACUUUUGUGAAACAAUUUCUCCUGUCAACACCCUCACUUCUGGCACUUCAUGGUACUCUUUCCUCUCAAGACUUGAAAUAUAUAUAUUGAUAAAUGUUGUGCUUAAACAAAAUCAAAAAGCUUCAGUGACUAGUAAAGUUUAUUUUGUAUUCAUAUAUAUAUAUAUAUAAAUAUAUAUAAGUGACAGUUAUUUUACUAUCAGAUUCAAAAAGGAUUUAAGAAGAUUACUGAAGUUCCUGAUGCUAUGUAACGCAUGAUUGACCCUUGUGAAUCACUUGCACUUUAAAAUAUACCCAUUUACAUAUAUACCCAUACUGUGUAUAUGUUUGGGUUUUCCUCUGUACUGAAAAUUCAUGAAAGAUACAAAUGCAUCAACUGUGUGUCUUUUGCUGAUAAGAAAUAAAAUAUUUAUCAUAUCUGGCA